ACACACACACGCACUGACAAAGCUGACUGGCUGUGGAAAACUCCCUAGGCCGCCUCGCUCUCGGUCGUAUGGCACCGAGAAAAGGGACCAAACUGAUAGCGGCGGGGCCUCGAUAAACGCCGCAGCAAGGGUCUUCCGUCAAGAGCCGGAAGUUGUUGGCUCGCAGCUAGUUGCCCGGUUGGUGGAUCCGAUAAUGCGAAGAGAGUCUUCGGGACCUGCGAUCAGAUUGCGCAAUACUAGGGGGUGGCAAGAGAUUUUGUUUGUUGGUGGGAUGUGUUGGAGGAGGGAGAAGAAGGAGGAAGAGAAGAGAAGAGAAGAAGAAGAACGAGAGAUGAAGAAGAAGUGGAAACUAAGAGAGUAGGCAGAUUGGAAGAGGAGAAGACCAGGGAAGAGGCUUUGGAGCCAAGCCUCGGGAAAAUCACAGGGCUCUACAGUUCGUGCAGCUAAGAUGUACAAGCAUGUACGAUAUCGGGGACGAAAGCCCAAGGGAGGUGUGGAACUGUGGUCGACAUGACAGGAACUCAGCCCGUGGGUAUUUCAUCGUCCGCAUCCGCAUCCGUAUCAAUCAAACGCUCGGCUACAGGUACCAGCGGCCAAGUAUUACUCCUACGGGAAUAAAGGCUGCUUGGGGCUCCAAGAGGCGGGCGCCCGAUAGAGUAUCAAUCGAAAUGCCGUGGCUUGGUGGAACGAGCCCGGCGGAAGCGUGCAGGUCGAACCGAUCUCGUCACUUUGUUGUUCGUUCUCUGCCGCCCAAAUCACAAUCAUCGUGCUCCAACGGGGUUUUUCACGUAGCAUCGGAGCGCACAUGCUCGUACGUGCAGCGGCAACAGGCGGCAACAGGCCACAAUCAAGGUCAUGAUGACGGGCGAAUGCCGAGUGCCGGGGAGACUCGCAUGGGCUUUGACACAUGCCAGCCCGAGCGAAGGUUUAGAGAAAAUGGAAGCCCGAAUGGAAGCCCGAAAACGGAGCAGAUGCGCCGCCAAACCGGACGGGAAGCAUAAAGGCUUUUUCCUGGCCAUGAGUCGUGGCGCUUAAGGGGAAAGAAAAAUUUGUAAAAAAGCCACCGUCAAGAUGACGCCAGGGCUUGCAAACGGAAUGGCGUUUUGCGAAUUCCAUUUUUUCUAAACUAUGACAUUGACA
Trichoderma harzianum CBS 226.95 is the source of this 1140-nucleotide messenger RNA. RefSeq lists its product as hypothetical. The transcript has a single exon. The record is from RefSeq and is a predicted model, not a curated record. Bases 459 to 1001 code for a protein of 180 amino acids. NCBI's taxonomy places the organism in Eukaryota, Fungi, Ascomycota, Sordariomycetes, Hypocreales, Hypocreaceae.